Gigantopelta aegis is the source of this 2424-nucleotide messenger RNA. Its product is annotated as choline transporter-like protein 4. Gene Ontology annotation, cellular component: membrane. Lineage: Eukaryota; Metazoa; Mollusca; Gastropoda; Neomphalida; Peltospiridae. The record is from RefSeq and is a predicted model, not a curated record. Gene Ontology annotation, molecular function: transmembrane transporter activity. The transcript has 22 exons. Gene Ontology annotation, biological process: transmembrane transport. The coding region runs from base 102 to 2186 and encodes 694 amino acids.
GAACCAGUCAAAAUGGUUUGCAAACGUUUAGCGAAAAAUGGCUGUCUGAACUCAGUCCUUGUUUUGCAAGAGUAGAAGAUUACGCUUCGAAACUUUGCAAGAUGGUGGAUGUGGAGCCUCAAGAUGUUGAGAAAAAAAUUAAAGAUUACAGUAAGAGGUCAUGUACAGACAUCAUUUGUCUUGUCUUGUUCCUUAUCGUUGUGAUAGCAAUGGCAGGCUGUUCCAUUAUAGGCUAUGUACAUGGGAACCCUUACAAAUAUCUUCACCCUACAGACUCUGAAGGAAAUAUAUGUGGUCACGGGAAAUUCUCUGAUAGGCCAUAUCUGAUGUAUUUUGACCUUAUUCAAUGUGGUAUGAUGGGUUUGAAGAUUAUUAAAACAGGCUGUCCAACACCACAGGUUUGUGUGAAAGAAUGUGUCAGUACAAAUUACGUUUUUACAGAAACUAUAGCAUAUGAGCUCAGUGCUAGGCGUAGGCUUGUACAGCACAGGAAGAAAAUGGUGUGUAAAUAUCAUAUCAACCCUGUAACAACAAAAAUUGGUAUUAGGCAACUGGUUUUGAAAGAAAAAUGUGCUGCCUACUAUGUGAAGUCAACUCCAGUGGUCGGCAGAUGUAUUCCAUCCAUUUUACUCGAUGUCACUGGUACCAUUAAAAAACUUGUUACAGACGGAAAGGUUGCCAUUACUCGGGCAGAUGGCACAGAAGUAACCUUGGUUGAUCUUGACAAGAGCAGUGGGUUUUUGGCCAAAUACUUCAGCUACAUUCAAAGUGGAUUUGUAGUUUUUAAAGAUCUUGUGCAAUCAUGGAGGUUUCUGGUUGUAGGUACUGUUAUGACAGUGUUACUGGCAAUGAUCUGGAUGGUGCUCAUGCGAUGGCUUUCUGGAGUCAUAAUCUGGUUCAGCAUCCUUGGUGUGUUUGUAGCUGGUGGUGUUGGUACAUAUUAUUCAUUUACAAAGUACAUGAAACUAAAGGAUGUGGAUGUUACUGUAGCCCAUGGAAUAUCGGAGAGUUUCUCUAGUAACUGGGAUUUUGUUAUAUCAUCAAAGGACACUUGGCUAGCAUUUGGCAUUAUUUUGAUCUUGAUAAUGGUUAUCUUGUUGCUGAUUCUAUUGUGUACAUGCUCUAAGAUUCGGAUGGCAAUUGCACUCAUCAAAGAAUGCAGCAGAGCUAUGGGGCACAUGUUCUCUGUAUUGUUCUGGCCAUUGAUUCCAUUUGCAAUGUUGAUAGCAUUUUGUGCUUACUGGCUUGCAAGUAUGGUCUUUAUUAGUUCAAUGAGCAGAUCUGAGUUCUACAGUACCACCAACAAAACAAACGACGGUGUCAACUAUAUGUUGGACAGAAUACCAUGCAAACCAAAUGACCUCUCUGAAGAAAAUAAUAUUUGUGAAUUUGUUAAAUAUGGAGGAACAGAGUAUGUGACGUACAUGCAAGUGUUCAUGUGUGUCAUGUUGUUCUGGAUCAUCAACUUUAUUAUUGCUCUGAAUGAAGUGGUUGUGUCAGGGUCUUUUUCCUCCUACUACUGGGCAUUUCACAAGCCUAAAGAUAUACCAAACUUUCCUGUUGCAGCAUCCUGUUGGCGUGCAUUUCGGUACCAUGUGGGAUCAAUUGCAUUUGGCUCAUUGAUUAUUACAAUUGUUCAGGUCAUUCGAGUUAUUCUCGAAACAAUUGAAAAUAGAGUGAAGGGUGCAGAAAAUGCAGCUGCAAAAUUUGUUUUGAAAUGUUUCACAUGGUGUUUUUGGUGCUUAGAGAAAUUUCUGAAGCAAUUGUCCAGUACUGCAUAUGUUAUGAUGGCAAUGCAUGGAACAAACUUUUGUGUAUCUGCAAAAAAUGGCUUAAAACUUCGUAUAAAUAAUGUUGUUGGUUCUAUUGUGGUGGAAAGCACAUCCAGCUUCAUGAUCUUUAUAUGCAAAUUUUUACUGACUGUUACUGUGUUUUUUGUUUCGUCAGCGUGGUUUCAAGGAGAUAUUCCGAUAUUGAAAAGAGACAUUCCAGAUCUCAACAGCUACUUUAGCCCAGUCAUAUGUUUGACGAUUACUUCAUUCAUUAUAGUAUCCAUUUUCUUGAACAUAUAUAACAUGGGAGUGAGCACGCUCUUUUUGUGUUUCUUGAGGGAUCAGGAGAUAAAUGAUGGAAGUGAAGCUAAACCAUACUACAUGACUAAGUCACUCGAGGAGCAUUUUUGUUAAGACUUAAUACACAUUUUACCCACAUGGUUGAAAAUAAUUUGCAUAUUAUUGAAUAGAUGUCUGAACAGGUUGUAAUAAAACAAAUUUUAUUCCAAACAGUCAAGUGUCAGAAACAAAUAAUGCAAAAUUAGCAUCACCGAGGUAUUGGACUACCUGAUAUCAAUUAUUUGAGUUGCAUCAGUAGUCUUUGAGUACAGUUCCUGACAAUUUUCACGAAUAAAACAUAUGUCAUGAUAAA